Candoia aspera is the source of this 954-nucleotide messenger RNA. Its product is annotated as olfactory receptor 1E16-like. The record is from RefSeq and is a predicted model, not a curated record. Gene Ontology annotation, biological process: G protein-coupled receptor signaling pathway. Gene Ontology annotation, cellular component: membrane. The transcript has a single exon. Gene Ontology annotation, molecular function: odorant binding; olfactory receptor activity; G protein-coupled receptor activity. NCBI's taxonomy places the organism in Eukaryota, Metazoa, Chordata, Lepidosauria, Squamata, Candoiidae. Bases 1 to 954 code for a protein of 317 amino acids.
AUGCUGAACGCAGAGAAAACAAACCAGACUGGCAUCACAGAAUUUGUCCUCUUGGGAUUGGGGACCCCCUCUGAACUGCAACCUUUUCCUUUCUUGCUUUUCCUGAUAAUUUAUCUUGUGACAAUAAGUGGGAACCUCCUCAUCAUUGUGCUGGUUGUGGCUGACCAACACCUUCACACCCCCAUGUACUUCUUCCUAGGGACUUUGUCCUGCCUGGAGACCUGCUGCUCUUCAACUAUCUUGCCAAAAAUGUUGGCUAGUUUGUUAACUGGAGACAGAAGUAUUACUGUGGGUGGGUGCUUAGCUCAGUACUAUUUCUUUAGUUCUUGUGCAGCUACAGAAUUGUUUCUGCUUGCAGCAAUGUCUUAUGACCGUUACUUGGCUAUAUGUAGACCUUUGCUCUAUGCUUCUAUUAUGAGUAGGAAAUUAUGUUUCCAGCUUAUCACUGGGUCAUGGAUCAAUGGGCUGUUAACUAAUGGCAUCAUGGUAUUUCUGAUUAGUCAGCUAUUUUUCUGUGGCCCAAAUGUCAUUGACCAUUACUUUUGUGACCUGAAUCCACUGGAAAAACUCUCCUGUAGUGACACAAGCCAGAUGGACCUCGGCGUUUUUCUCUUGUCAUUUAUUGAUGGUCUGUUCCCAUUUAUUCUAACACUCAUGUCCUACUUUUCCAUCAUCACUGCCAUCAUAAGAAUCAAAUCCAGCACUGGAAGGAAAAAAGCUUUUUCAAAUUGUUCUUCUCAUCUCAUGGUGGUUUCUCUUUUUUAUGGCACCGUUAUCAUUGUCUACAUGUCCCCAGACACACUCACUCUGAGACAUCUCAAUAAAUUUUUCUCCAUCUUUUAUACAGUGUUUACUCCUUUGGCCAAUCCCAUCAUCUACACUCUAAGAAACAGAGAAGUUCACAAAGCCUUCAGACGGGUUUACAGUAAACUGACAUUUUUUGGGAAGGUGUAG